Anastrepha ludens (Mexican fruit fly) is the source of this 2161-nucleotide messenger RNA. RefSeq names its product DDB1- and CUL4-associated factor 11. Gene Ontology annotation, molecular function: protein binding. Gene Ontology annotation, biological process: proteasome-mediated ubiquitin-dependent protein catabolic process. Gene Ontology annotation, cellular component: Cul4-RING E3 ubiquitin ligase complex. The coding region runs from base 266 to 1885 and encodes 539 amino acids. NCBI's taxonomy places the organism in Eukaryota, Metazoa, Arthropoda, Insecta, Diptera, Tephritidae. The record is from RefSeq and is a predicted model, not a curated record. The transcript has 9 exons.
GGCAACAUGCAUUUAUGUAUUUUGUUUUCUUUGUUUUCAUUAGACAUCGCAGUAGUUGUGCCAUUGCAGCACUAGUGCAGUUUUCCACAAAUUGUGAGGUGCUGAUGAAAACAUACGAGCAGAGCCCGAGUAGCGCCUCUACAACAAGGGAGACACAGUCAGCUGGAAAUAACAAAAUUUCUACAUAUUUUUGAGUGCAUAGUUUUAUCUAAUUUUGGAGUGUCACUAAAAUCAACAGCACACUUUCGAGUGACUAGUGACAGGAAUGGGUAAUCACAUUGUCUAUGAGAUUGAUGAAGAUGACUUCAAUGAUGAGGAUGUGGACGAAAUGCUUGGUGAGCAACUAAGCUUAGCUGUUGGUACAGUAAUGAGUCAAUUGGAACGUUUGGAGCGUCUCAAUCCAUUAGAAAGGCCAACAACGCAAAUGCCUGUGAUACGAAAAAAACCAGAUUUGCGAAUAUUUCGCCAUACUAGGCUAUACAAAGAGAUCAAAGCCUUGUGUGCACUGCCAGCAAAUAGCAAUCGACCCAGUGAACGGUGGUCGCUGACGCGUGGUCUAUUCAAGCGUGAGAACGGGAUAGCAGCACACCCAGCAGGAUCGUUCACACCAAAUCAACAGCGUCGGAUUGCUAACCUAUUCGUGCCUAAUAACAAGGAGGAGCGUCUUAUGUCAUUGGAGGCAAAAGUUUUCGUUUGUAAAUUCAAUAAAGAUGGGAGCAAAUUAGUUACAGCUUGUCAAGAUUCGAUUAUACGUGUUUUUGACUCCUCGAAGGGCACAUACCACCGUAUCAACCGCAUAACAGCUGAAGUAUGCAACUGGAGCAUUUUGGAUGUAGAUUUCAGCCCCUGCGGUCAAUACCUCGCCUAUUCUACCUGGUCGGAUAACUUUUUUGUGUUACCCCUGAAUAGUGACGAGAGCGAAUUGCAAUGGCUUAACUUAAAUGCCGAACAGACGCGUUGUGGCAUCUUCUCGUUGCGUUUUUCACCAUGCGGGCAAAGUAUAAUCGGCGGUAGUAAUAAUUCAUUGGUUUAUAUGGUCGAUCGUGAGACGCGCGCUGUACGAAUGAUAAACACACAGCGAGGUCACAAGUCUGACAUUAAUGCAGUUAGUUUCGUAAGCGAUCAGGAUUCAAAUCUAUUCGUAUCAGGUUGCAAUGAUGGUGUGUUAAAGCUGUGGGAUUUGCGUUGUUGUGGUAGUUCUGUUCGUCCGGGCUAUAACUCGGGUGCGGGUAGCAGCAACGGUAGACACUCACCAGUCGGUGUGUUGGUAGGUCAUUUAGACGGCAUUACUUAUAUUGAUCCGCGGAACGAUGGGCAUUAUCUGCUAACCAAUUCAAAAGAUCAAAGCAUCAAAAUUUGGGACCUACGUAUUAUGGCAGGUCCAAGCAAUAAAAUGAGACUAAAACUGCCAGUGAUACCGUGGGACUAUCGUUGGGAUUCGGUACCACGUGAAUAUUACAAUCCAAAAUCAACCUUGGUAGGUGAUGUUAGUGUCAUGACAUAUCGCGGCCAUCGCGUUACCAAAAGUCUACUGCGUGCGAAAUUUUCGCCUGCACUACAAACUGGACAACGCUACAUCUACACUGGCUGCGGCACAGGGAGAAUCAUUAUCUAUGAUGUUUUAACUGGUCAAAUAAAGGAGGCUAUUGAAGGGCAUAAAGACAUUGUUCGCGACUUAUCGUGGCAUCCUGUGCGUUCGGAGAUCGUAUCAAGUUCGUGGGAUUCUCAUGUUAAUCUUAACACCUUCAAACAUAAUCCCCUACUGAAACGACCAAGUUCUGGGCCGGGUCAUCAAGGCUCCUUGCGGCGUUCACUCCGCAUUGCCCAUCAAAAUGGAGACUUAGAUGAUGAAGCCAACGAAGACGAGCCUGAGCAGUCAUGGUAGCAGUCCUUGUCGCGUACAAAUAGAUUUUUGCCAGAAGAAACUUAAACAACUAAAGGUUAGCAGAAAGCACAGCAUCAACAUAAGAAUCAACACAAAGCAUGAACAUACACUUACUUUUGACUUUAAAAAUACAUUAUAUAUAUAUAUAUACAUAAAUAUAUAUUUCGGUUAGUUUCAUGCUUCUUUUUAAAUGUUGUACAACUAAAAUUCUCAAUUACAUAGAAACAUGUAAAUAUGUAACGUUAUGCUAUUAGGCGAUUAAAUCACAUUAAAUUA